This is a messenger RNA of Conger conger (European conger), 4203 nucleotides long. RefSeq names its product amyloid beta (A4) precursor-like protein 2 (gene aplp2). Gene Ontology annotation, cellular component: membrane. NCBI's taxonomy places the organism in Eukaryota, Metazoa, Chordata, Actinopteri, Anguilliformes, Congridae. The record is from RefSeq and is a predicted model, not a curated record. The transcript is spliced from 18 exons. Gene Ontology annotation, molecular function: serine-type endopeptidase inhibitor activity; heparin binding; transition metal ion binding. Bases 306 to 2549 code for a protein of 747 amino acids. Gene Ontology annotation, biological process: axonogenesis; central nervous system development.
UGGCGGCGCACUUGGGCACGUUGAAUCACUUCAGUGAAGACAGAGAGGGCAGGCUUCUGUAGCGGCGCUCUGCAACCUCCGGCACGCACGCACUGUUUUCAGCUGCGCUCUAUUGAUAGCUCCGGGAGCCAACAGCGCAAACAAACGGUUUCUGUAAGCUCGUUAGCUGGUUGCACGAAAUCGAGAGGCUCGUCUCGGACCAUUGUCCAGUUACUUCACCUUGUGGACCACUACUUUCCAAAUACCUCGGGGGGUAAUUUUGACUAAGCUUACGAGCAAAUAACGGGGAGGUUUUCCUGAAAAAGAUGGGUUCCGUCCCGGCGAUAUCUGUCCUCAUUCUGGGGAUUGCAGUCCCAGCUCUUGCUGGCUAUAUUGAGGCUCUGGCAGCCAAUGCGGGCACAGGAUUCGCCGUUGCCGAGCCGCAGGUGGCCAUGUUCUGCGGGAAGCUGAACAUGCACGUGAACAUCCAGACUGGCCGCUGGGAGCCCGACCCGUCCGGCUCACAGAGCUGUGUGGGAACCGAGGCUGCCGUGCUGCAGUACUGUCAGGAGAUGUACCCUGAGCUCCACAUCACCAACGUGGUGGAGGCCAACCAGCAAAUCCGCAUCGAGAACUGGUGCAGGAAGGACCAGAAGCAGUGCAAGGGCCACGCCCACACGGUGCUGCCAUACAAAUGCCUGGUUGGCGAGUUUGUCAGCGACGUCCUGCUGGUUCCGGAGACGUGCAAGUUCUUCCACAACGAGCGCAUGGACAUGUGCGUCAGUCACCAGCAGUGGCAGGGCGUGGCCAAGCAGGGUUGCUCUGAGAAUGGUAUGACCCUGCACAGCUACGGAAUGCUGCUGCCGUGUUCCAUCGAUAAGUUCCACGGAACAGAGUACGUGUGCUGCCCCCCCUUCCACCCUGAGAAGGAUGAGGAAGAUGAGGAAGAGGCGACUGAGAUAGACGAGGAGGAGGAGGAGGAGGAGGAGGAGGCGGAGGAGGAAGAGCCAGUGGAGGAGAGCGAGCCUGCCACGCCCACUCAGACCGCAGUGGAAGAAGAUGAAGAUGACGUUGAUGAGGAAGACUAUGACUAUGCGUAUAAGGAUGAGGAGGCGGAGGCGGACAUAGAGGAACAGGAUGAGAAGGAAGUGGACAGCCCAGCGGACAAGACCGCACAGGAGGUCAAAGCGGUGUGCGCCCUGCCGGCGGAAACUGGCCCCUGCCGUGCCUCCAUGCCCCGCUGGCACUUCGACAUGAGCCUGAAGAGGUGUGUGCGCUUCACUUACGGGGGCUGCGCCGGCAACCGCAACAAUUUCGACUCGGAGGAGUACUGCACGGCGGUGUGCCGCAGUCUGAUCCCGCCCACCCCACAGCCCACGGACGACGUGGACGUGUACUUUGAGACGCCAGCUGACGACAAGGAGCACAACCGCUUCCAGAGGGCCAAGGAGCAGCUGGAGAUCAGGCACCGCAACCGCAUGGAGAGGGUGAGGAAAGAGUGGGAGGAGGCUGAACGCCAGGCUAAGAACCUGCCCAAGGCCGAGAGACAGACCCUCAUCCAGCACUUCCAGGCCAUGGUGGAGUCUCUGGAGGAGGAGGCCGCCAGCGAGAAGCAGCAGCUGGUGGAGACGCACCUGGCCCGCGUGGAGGCCAUGCUGAACGACCGCCGCCGCCUCUCCCUGGAGAACUACCUGGCAGCGCUGCAGGCUGACCCCCCCAGGCCUCACCGCAUCCUGCUGGCCCUGCGACGCUACGUGCGCACGGAGAACAAGGACCGCCAGCACACCGUCCGCCAUUACCAGCACGUCCUGGCCGUGGACCCGGAGAAGGCCGCGCAGAUGAAGUCCCAGGUGAUGACCCACCUGCGCGUUAUCGAGGAACGGAUGAACCAGAGCCUGUCUCUGCUCUACAAGGUCCCCUACGUGGCCGAGGAGAUCCAGGACGAGAUCGACGAGCUCCUGCAGGAGCAGAAGGCCGACAUGGACCAGUUCCUCUCCUCCAUCUCCGAGUCCCAGCCUGACGUGACCGUGUCGUCUGAGGAGAACGUUGAGCUGCCCGUCCGUGAGGGCAAACCCUACCGCCCUUUCCGGGUGACCUCGCUGGGGUCCCAACCAGAGCCGGAAGGCGCUCUACCCGACUCCCCUCUCCCAGUGAAGAAAGGGUCUGGGCUGGACAGGCUGAUCGGCGCAGAGGAGAGGAUCAUCAACAUGAAGGGAAAGCUCAACAGCAACGUGGUGAUUGAUGAGUCCCUGGAUGUUAAAGAGGUGAUAUACAGUGCCGAGAGAGUCGGCCUUAUGCAUGAUGAUGAGCUGGAAACCUACCGGCCCAUUGGAGAGGAGUUCAGCUUCGGGAGCAGCGCUCUGAUUGGCCUCCUGGUGAUUGCGGUGGCCAUAGCAACAGUGAUUGUCAUCAGCUUGGUGCUGUUGAGGAAAAGGCAGUAUGGCACCAUCAGCCAUGGUAUUGUGGAGGUGGACCCCAUGCUGUCCCCUGAGGAACGCCACCUGAACAAGAUGCAGAACCACGGCUACGAGAACCCCACCUACAAAUACCUGGAGCAGAUGCAGAUCUAGCCUGGAGAGGAUGUGGUUGGCCCGGGCUGGGGAAGGGGUGGGGAGGGGGGUGGUCUUUCAUCAAAGGAAGGGGCGGGAACAUACUACUGACCAACAACAAUACUGCUCAUGUCAAAAAUUACAAAUAAAAAUAAUUUCAUCUUCCUACAUCUGGAAUGCACAUUCUGGUCCGUUCAUUCAAAGCAGUCUAAGUAAUGCUACUACUACUACUGCUAGUACUAAAAUUGUACAGUAGAACUUUUUUUUUCUUUUUUAAAGGCAAUGUAACUAUGUUUUUAAAAAUAUCUGGAAAUGCAGUUUGACAACUUAUUCAAAACAGUGAUUGUCUUCAGAUUGAUAUAUUUUAAAUGUUUUUGUUUUUAAAAACACAUGACGAACAAACUUAAAUAAUCAGAAUGAUUAUAUGUAAUGAAAUAACCACUGUCAAACGACAUACUGCAAGAUUGCAGCUGUUAUGUACCAUCUUAGAAGUAUUCACAAAAUAAUGAGUUACAUAAAUCUUUUUUUCCCCCCCUCUUCAAAAGAUUGCUUGUAUAUGAAGGUUAUUUGUACUGAUUUAAUGUAUAGCGAAGAAAUGGGGAGAAGAAUAAAUCAAACUCAUUUAUUUUCUGCUCUUUGUUAUCGCAAGCAAAAAAAACAAAUAUAUAUAUAUAUACAAUAUAUAUAUAUAAAUAAAGUAGGUGUAUUUGUAGAUUUAUUUUCCCCCAAAACUAAAGUGAUGACGAAGGCGCUGGGUGUUUUGCUUGGUUUCUCUGGGUUGUGAGUCACAACUUGACAUGUGACUCUUGUGCGUUUUGGGGGAGGACAGGAAGAUGACCCUGGGGGUGAAUCGGUUGAAAGGCUAAAUGUGUGCAGGCCUCCAGUCCCACAGGUUCCCAGGUAUAAAGCGUAGACAACCAAAAGCUUUUUAAAAAUACUUUAGCACGCACAGUGAAUACAGAACCCCCCACGACCUCAACCCUAACUGUGUUACUUUUAAAUUUAUUCAGUCAGAUUUCAGGUGAUUUAUUAUUGAUGGGGAUGGUUUUCCUCAGGCAGUCUCUAGGACGCCUCUGUUUUCUGGUGGUCCCCUAUUCCGGUGUGUGGGGUGUGAUGUGCUAAAUAGGAAAGGGAGUGGUAUUUUUUUUUAGAAGGCAAAGAAAGGGUGAAAUUAUUAGUUGGGGCGUUUUAGGGAGCUGGGGGCCUAGGGAGGUGUGGUCGUGUCCGUUUGUGGUUUCAGGGAAAGGACCAUUUUUUCCAUGUAAAAAAUCAAAUAAAAAUGACAACAAAAAAAAAUUAAAAGAGGAAAAGGGUUGAGUUAUUUUCUCAUAGUUAUGUCUUUGUAUGCCUGUAUAGUUGAUGUUACUAUCAUGGCUUUUAUGGAAGACAACCUGUGGUGUGCAUUGUUCUUAUGAUAUAUAUAUAUUUUUUUUUUUCAGUUUUUGUUCAUUUGUUUUUAUUUUCUAUUUUUAUUUUCUUUCUUUUUGUGACAGUAUCUCUGUAUGUGACUGUCUCACUAUGCACCGAUAUGGCUUCAAAUAUUGUAACGGCCUGCUUGAUUGCAGGCGGUUUACGAAUGAGUAUAAAUAUGUAUUUGUAAUUAUGGAAUAAAGGAACACGUUGAUUAUUAGAAUGAUGAGAACACAUCAAUAAACUCACUACUACUUCCAUAGAA